This is a messenger RNA of Paramecium pentaurelia, 411 nucleotides long. Lineage: Eukaryota; Ciliophora; Oligohymenophorea; Peniculida; Parameciidae. The record is from the annotation of a GenBank genome assembly.
AUGUAUUAGUCCACUUAUACUUAGUGGAGCGAAUAAUUUGAUAUUUAUGAUAUACCAGGUAAAGGUAAAUUUUCUAGAAUGACAAUAUAUUAAUGUGGAAGUUACCAUAGUUUAGGUAAUUACACCAUUAGAAAUUGCUUUAAUUAUCUUUGGAAUAUGAUCUCUAUUUUAAUCUUAGUGAAAGGCACUAAUUAUACUGACAAUAAAAUAGACUUUUAUAAUAAAUUAUUGAAAUACAGAAUCAUUUCUAAAAAAUCAGAGGCAAUAUUUGGAGGAAUUUUAAUGAAAAAUUUGAUCAACCAGAUUACAAUUUUGGAGCUAAAUAAACAUUUAACCUUACCUAACGAGUGUUUUAUAAUAAAAAAAUUAUUCUGUUAGGUAUCUUAUAGAUUUAAUGAGCUUCUCAUUUGA